AUGUGCCGCUUGUGCGCCGUGCUCUCGGAUGAGGCGGUGCUGCUUGCCGACAUCCUCCUGCGGCCGCGCAUGUCGCUGGUCCGGCAGAGCUACGCGGCGCAGGAGCGCCGUGCGCUGCCGCCCGGGGCGCUGCCCAGCAUGGCCUACCAGCAGCCCUUCCUGAACGCGGACGGCUUCGGAGUGGGCUGGUACGCUCCCGAGACGUUGGCCGGGCAAGAGUCUGGCGCGAUCCGGAAGCCCUGCGUGUUCACCUCGCUGAAGCCGGCCUGGAACGACGCCAAUUUGACCAACCUGUCCGAGGAGGUGCGCUCGCCGCUGAUCCUGGCUCACAUUCGAGCCGCGGGCCCCUCGCUGCCGGUGUCGGAUGCCACCUGCCACCCGUUCCGGGCUGGGCGCCUCCUCUUUGCCCACAACGGCAUGGUGGGCGACUACGAGGGCGUGAGACGAGCACUCCUGGCAGACCUGACCGACUACGCUUUCACGAAGGCCGUCCAGCACGGCUGCAUCGACUCCGCGGUGGCGUUCGGGGUGCUGCUCACGGAGCUCGGCGUGACGGACGAGGAGGGUGCCUUGCGCGAGAGGUCCGCCGAGGAGCUCUGCGGCGCGCUUGGCCGCAUGAUUAAGAAGAUCGUGGCUGCGGUGGCGGGCAAGGAGGAGUCCCUCCUGAACUGCGUCGUGUGCGACGACCGCAGCAUCGUCGCCUGCCGCUUCGCCACCUCCCCGAGCGCCGGCGGUCUCCAUGACGGCUCCGAGGCUGAGGAGCUGCAGCCGCUGGGAGCGUCGCUGUACCUCAGCGUGGGCUCGCGGUGGGUGGCCUCGCCAGACGACCCCAUGACGUACCGGAUGAGGAAGGGUGCCGACGUCAAGUGUUGCACGGCCAUUCUGUCGAGCGAGCCGCUGACGUCGGUCCGAGAGGAAUGGCUGCCCAUCGCGCCGAACUCCGUGGUGGUCUGCCGCCUGAGCAAAGGCCAGAGCCACCCCGUGGACGUCUUGCUGUACCCGCUGCGCCAAGGUCCCCCCCCGUCCGUAGCCGCGCUGCUGGACGGCAGCGGCCAGCUCGAAGGGGCCACCGCGGCGCCCGCGCUGGACUCUCUGGCUGGAGCCCCUGCCGUCCCCGCCACGGCGCCUGCGCUGGAGGCGGCGCCUGGCUCCUCCGCUGCCGCCGCCAGCCGCUCCGAGGCCUGGAUGACCUUCACCGGGCACUCCGAGGACGUCAACUGCGUGACGGCGCUCUGCGAUGGCCGGGUCAUCGCCGCAGGGUCCAUGGACGGCUCGUUCCGGCUGUUCGACACCGCCAGCGCGAAGACGCUCGUGGUCCGGAGGCACAGCGACUCCAGCGGCGCGGUGCUGGCGCUGCUGGCCCUGCAGGGCCCGUCGGCUUCGUCCUGCUUGCAGAGCCGCGAGAGCUCGCCCGAGAGCUCGCCCGCGAGCUCGCCGCGGCGGGCGUCACCGCCGGCGUCGCCUGGCUGGCCGGCGCGCCGCCGCGCGUCGUCGUUCAGCGGGGCGGACCUGGACGUCCUACUGUCCACGUCGCAGAAUGAGUUGAGGGUGUGGGAUAUGACCAGCUGUCGCACCGUGGGGUGCUCUUCCGCCUGCGUGGGCAGCGAAGGCGAGGGCCCCGCGGAGCUGGAGGUGCCGUGCCUGUUCUGCUUCCGGUUCUCGCCCAACCAGGGCCAGCUUCUGGCGCUCGCGGGGACCCUGGACUCCCUGGUCCUCGGCUUCCAGAGCACGCGCGUGUUCCGGCUCCGGCUCGCCGAGGGCUGGUGCCGCAUGAUGCAGACGAAGCGUCGUAGCCGCACCACCAAGCACGUCACCCUGAACGUGGACACCUCCCAGGUCACCCCGUCGGGCAGGGACUGCCCCUCGGCGGACGGCCGGUCGCAGAAGUUCUGCCACCACGCCCUGCUGGAGCCGCUCCACGGCGGCCACAUCGGCUUCGUGUACUGCGUCGCACACGAGCCGUCCGCCGGCGUCCUGGCGUCCGGAGGCGGCGACGGGCGCCUCGUGUUCUGGGGGCCCGGGGGGCCCCGGGCCGUCUUCCCGCACGGCGCCGCCGUGCUGGCCAUGGCGCUGUCCCCCGGGGCGGAGGAGCUCUUCUCCGGCGACGUGCGCGGCAGGAUCCGCAUCUGGGACUGCUCCGCGGUCGAGCGGGGCAGCAGGGCCGUGCUGUCCGCCGGGGGCGCUGCCGCGGCGGUGCUGUCCCUGGCGGUGGCGCCCGUGCGCGGCGACGCCGCCGCGGCUCCGCGCUGCCUGCUCUUCGCCGGCGACGCCAGCGGCGCCCUGCGCGUGUGGGACCCGCGGCGCUGCGUGGCGCUGCGCGAGUUCUCCACGUCGAUGACCUGCUGUGCCGCGCUGUGCACCCUGGGCGAGCCAGACGAGGCGCCCAGCGGGCUGCUGGUGCGCCUCGCUUGCGGGGGGUGCAGCUCGGGCGCGGUGCGGCGCGUCGACGUCGUGGUGCCAUGGGCCGACGGUGACCCGGCCGAGGACACGCACGCCUGCAGCCUGUGCGGCGAUGACAGCUCUUUCCGCGGGUCUGCGGCCAGGCGGCUGCUCUUCCUGCUGCUCACCGACUUCGUGGGCAUCCCCACUAUCUCCACCGACCCCCUCUUCGCGCCGCACCUGCGCCGCGGCACCGCGUGGCUCUCGGAGCGCUUCGAGGAGCUGCUGGGGUGCACGGUCCGCGUGUCGGGGCACUGCAUCGCGGCCCGCUGCGGCUGGGACGCCGCCAGGCCUCUGGUGGUCCUGUACUCCCACUACGACGUGGUGGAGCCCGGCAGCGGGUGGGUGACAGACCCCUGGCAGGUGAGCGCCGCCGACGGCUACCUGCACGGCCGGGGCGUCAGCGACAACAAAGGGCCCCUGCUGGCCCAGCUCUUCGCCGUGCGGCGCCUGCUGCAGGCCCGCGGGGCCGCUCCGGCGGCGGGCGGCGAGGACAUCGUCAUGCGCAUCGACGACAAGGAGGAGUUCAGCUGGUCCGACAGCUCGGGGGGCGCCGGCUGACCGAAUCUGUUUUCU
Prorocentrum cordatum is the source of this 3015-nucleotide messenger RNA. The record is from the annotation of a GenBank genome assembly. NCBI's taxonomy places the organism in Eukaryota, Dinophyceae, Prorocentrales, Prorocentraceae.